AUGGCAUGGGACUCUUUUGGCAGCGCAAACUCGGGGCUCCAGAUUGGGAUUAAUAAUGCCCCUAUCCACAACCCGCAGUUCUAUCUGCCCCCAGAGCGACCGGAAACCCCACCGAAUCCUCUAUCGACCGUCCCGUUCCGUCGCGACCCAGACUUUGUCGACCGUGGAACGCUACUUGAUCAGAUACACACAAAAAGCUCUGUACCGGGAUCUCGGAUAGCACUUCUUGGCCUAGGUGGCGUUGGAUUAGAAGAAAAUCGCAACUUGCUAUCGAAUACUGUUAUCGAGUUCGAGAUCAAUCGCCCGAGACAUGGGUUUUCUGGAUUCACGCUAGCAAUGCGACUCGCUUCGAGCAAAGUUGUCGAGAUAUUGUCGACCGAGCUCGGAUACCCGGACGAAACAAAGGGAAAAUGGGUUCUCAUUCUUGAUAACCUAGAUGAUGACCAAUCACUCCAUAAAAUUUCACCGGUCGCACCGGACGGCCUAGGGAGUAAUCAGAGUGGCACGCCAGAACAAUCUAUCUGGGCAUGCUUCCCGCAGAGCUUGAACGGCUUAAUCAUCAUCACAAGUCGGCGUAGACGCGCGGUAUCACACAUGGUGGAAGAUAUGGAUAUUAUUUUAGUUGAACCGAUGGACGAAACCCAUGCAAUAACACUCUUUGACAAGAAGCUCGGAGUUCAAGCUGCCAGGGAAGACGUCAUUCAGCUGACUGCGGCACUUGAGUUUAUGCCGCUUGCGAUUGUACAAGCCGCGGCCUAUGUCAAGCAACGGUUACCGCGCCUAUCAGUUACACAGUAUCUGGAAAACUUUCGGAGAAGCGACCGCCAGAAGAAAAGCCUCCUUGAUUAUGAGGGGGGCCAGCUUCGCAGAGAUUGGGAAGCCAAAAACUCCAUCCUCAUCACCUGGCAAAUAUCAUUUGAUUGUAUUCGGCAAGAAAGCCCAUCCGCGGCGGAUUUAUUGUCUCUUAUGAGCUUUUUCGAUAGACAAGGAAUACCUGACAGUCUACUUCGAGAAAACGAAGAUAUGAGACAGAAAUUGAGCGGUGUUCCUGCGUCUAACGUGGACCCGAUGAUGGAUGACAAUAAUGAAGACGAAAGCACAAGUGUCAGCGUGGUUGACAAGUUUGAGGACGAUAUAUUGGUGCUAAGAGACUACUCGUUCAUAUCCAUCAGUGCGGAUGGAGUGAACUUUGAGUUACAUCGCCUGGUCCAACUAGCUAUGCAGGAGUGGCUAAAGGCGCAUGGACAGCUUGAAAAGUGGAAGGGACGGUUCAUCCGAACCCUUCACCACAAAUUCCCAGUAGGAAAGUAUGAGAACUGGCCUAGGUGCCAGUUGCUAUUUGCUCACGUGAAAAGUGCAGUUGCACACCAGCCACAUGAAAAGGACGUGUUGGGAGAAUGGGGUUCGCUGCUUCACGAGGCAGCAUCUUUUGCCUGGACUCGAGGAGAUUUCGUCGACAGCCAAAUAAUGGCAAAGAAAGCAACAAUUGCAAGGUUGAACUUAUUCGGCCCGGAUAAUAAAAAGGCGCUUGACAGCUUUGAAAUGCUUGGGUUGGCAUACAAGCUUGGAGGCCAGUGGAACGACGCCAAAAAUCUACAGCUACAAGUGAUGGAGACCCGCAAGCGGGUCUUAGGGCCAGAGCAUCCCGACACUCUGAAUGGCAUUAGCAACCUAGCCUCAACCUACCGAAAUCUGGGUCGAUGGAAGGACGCCGAAGAGCUAGAGUUGCAAGUAAUGGAGACCUGCAAGCGGGUCUUAGGGCCAGAGCAUCCCGACACUCUGAAUGGCAUGAACAACCUAGCCUUAACCUACCAAAAUCAGGGUCGAUGGAAGGACGCCGAAGAGCUACAGUUGCAAGUAAUGGAGACCCGCAAGCGGGUCUUAGGGCUAGAGCAUCCCGACACUCUGACCGGCAUGAACAACCUAGCCCAUACCUUUAGGUCAUUGGGUCAAGACCAGACCGCUUUGCUGUUGAUGGCCGAAUGCGUUCGACUCCGCGACCAAAAACUAGGCCCUGACCACCCGCAUACCGUGUCUUCCAAGUAUACUUUGAAUAAAUGGCGUGCGAAGGGUGACCACCCGUCUUCCCAGUCUGAUAAAAUGGCAACGAAAACAAAAGAGGACUCAAUCCUAGCCAGUUUCACAGAAACCUCAAAGCGAGUUUCCCAACCCGACGGACACCGUAUGCGCAAAAUCUUCUCGCGCCUCAUCAGCAGAAAGCAGGAUUAA
Penicillium riverlandense is the source of this 2229-nucleotide messenger RNA. Its product is annotated as Tetratricopeptide-like helical. Gene Ontology annotation, molecular function: protein binding. Lineage: Eukaryota; Fungi; Ascomycota; Eurotiomycetes; Eurotiales; Aspergillaceae. The transcript has 4 exons. Bases 1 to 2229 code for a protein of 742 amino acids. The record is from RefSeq and is a predicted model, not a curated record.